AUGGCAACGCUUAUUGAUAAUUAUGAACAGCAGUACGCGGUUCUUACUGCUGAUAUUACGGCUAAAAUUGGCAGAAUUAAUGUCGUUAGUGGAGGUGAAAAAAGGGCCUUUGUUCAGGAUGUCGAUCGACAAUUGGAAGAGGCACAGGAAUUGUAUUUUAAAAAUCAAUUGACGGCACUGUUUUUGAGCAAUUAA
This is a messenger RNA of Cotesia congregata, 195 nucleotides long. The record is from the annotation of a GenBank genome assembly. Lineage: Eukaryota; Metazoa; Arthropoda; Insecta; Hymenoptera; Braconidae.